AACAAGUACACCAUCCCACUUGCAAAAUUAUUCUUACUCUUUUGUUAGCAAUUUGGUUGCACUUUCUAUUUAUAAUAACUUUACUGUAUAAAGGAAUUAUCCUAAAUGAGACUAAAACAUGGUUAAAACUCCAAAAUAGGACUUUAAGUUUUAAAUUGCUUAAAUAGGACUUCAGAUUACAUUUUUACCCCUAAUCCUAAAAUCACCUUUCCCCAAUCCCUCCGCCAUCGAUUCUACACCUGCGAUUCAGCUCUCCCCUUCCGACAUAGCUGCCAUGGACGCAGCUUGACCGAUUUCAAUUGCAACUCAACCGCCAUCAUCGCAGCCGUCUUCUCAACGCCGACCGCCACCUCUUCAACGAUUUCUUCGGCAAAAUCAGGUCGUUGCUUCUGGGCGGUGAGUGUCGUGGUUUCCUCCUCUGCUUUCUUUGCUGCCGCCGUCUCCCUCCGGCAUGUCGAGGAUACCAAUUGGCAUCAAGGCCAUUCGACUUGGUAUGGGAGUCCCGAAGGCGAUGGCAGUAAUGGAGGGGCAUGUGGGUAUGGGAUAAUGGUGGAUGUGCAGCCGUUGAAGGCGAGGGUGGGAGCGGUGAGUCCGCAGUUGUUCGAGGACGGAGAAGGUUGCGGCACUUGCUACAAGGUCAGGUGUCUGGACACUACCAUUUGUUCAAAUAAGUCAGUCACAAUCGUUGUCGCUGACCUAGCUCCUCCGCGUUACACCGACGCACCGCUUUUCGACCUAUGCGGCGCCGCUUUUGGCCGCAUGGCAGUCGCUGGCAGGGGCACUGACCUCCGUGACCGCGGUGAGAUGCCCAUCGUUUUCCGCCGGACUCGGUGCACGUACAGAAAGAAUAUUGCCUUUCAUGUAAACGAGGGGUCUACGGCUUACUAUAUUUCUCUCUUGGUCGCGUUCGAGAAUGGAGAUGGUGAUGUUGCAUCCAUGAGUAUCCAAGAGGAUGGGUCAGAUGAGUGGUUGGAGAUGAGCCACUCAUGGGGAGCGAGCUGGAUGAUCAACGCCGGACGGGCUUUGAGAGGACCAUUCUCAGUAAGGGUAACGACACUCUCCACCGGAGCAACCCUCACCGCAAGAGACGUUAUUCCCGACGACUGGACACCUAAAACCACUUACACUUCGGGCAUCAACUUCUAGCCUAGCUAGGGGCAACCGGCCGGCCAUUGUCUUUAAUAUGGUGGUCCGGCCAACACAAGCUAUCUAGCAUGCCAACUGCUUUUAUCUUUGUUCUCGAGCAAUAAAACAAUACGGACUAAAAAGG
Cuscuta europaea is the source of this 1270-nucleotide messenger RNA. The record is from the annotation of a GenBank genome assembly. Lineage: Eukaryota; Viridiplantae; Streptophyta; Magnoliopsida; Solanales; Convolvulaceae.